AUUAUUAUCAUUAUUGAUAUAAUUGGCCUCACAUGGUGUUUGCUCUGUAGCUCUUCUCUCUCUUUUUCGCUUUGAAUUGAAUUUGCCUCUCAAUUUAACCCAAAACAUCAACUCCUUUUAGCGGCGGAGCUCUUCUACCCGCCUUUCACUUGUUUCUCCUUUCUUGAUUUAAGUGGUGGAGGAAAACACCUUGUGAAACACAGAUAGGAUGGCAAUAGAAUAUUACUUCGAAGAGGCUGUGGCUCAAAAUGAUUUCAAUAGAGAGGAUAAAUCUUCCCUGGAGAAGUGUAAAUCUACCUCAGAUGCAGCGGCGGACUCUGAUGAUGGUUUUGGUGGUUUUGACUGCAACAUCUGUCUGGAUUCUGUGCAAGAACCUGUUGUAACACUCUGUGGUCACUUAUACUGUUGGCCCUGCAUUUACAAAUGGCUUCAUUUCCAGAAUGUAUCUACUGAGGAUGAAGACCAGAAACAGCAGCAAUGUCCUGUAUGCAAAUCUGAAGUUUCUCCUGACACCCUUGUUCCACUUUACGGCCGGGGACAGACUGUGAGGCCCCCCACGGGCAAGUCCCCUCAUCUUGGUAUAGUCAUUCCACGGAGGCCACUUGGUCCUGCUUGUGGGAUUGACUCUCCAAGAUCGCCUGGUACCACCAUGAAUCCACGCUUAAUGCCACACCUUCACUAUCACAAUCAACAACAUCAAUCACAGCUACACUACCCACAACCAGGAGGUUAUCUAGCUUCGCCUACACAGAGCUCAGGUGGCAUGGCAACAAGCAUGAUCGAUCCAGUGAUUGGAAUGUUUGGUGAAAUGGUUUAUGCAAGGAUGUUUGGGAACUCGAUAACCAAUAUGUAUACAUAUCCAAACUCAUAUCAUCUUGCAGGAAGCACUAGUCCUAGGAUGAGAAGGCACAUAAUGCAGGUUGAUAGGUCACUAAACAGAAUAUGUUUUUUUCUUUUGUGUUGCACAAUUUUGUGUCUUCUUCUGUUCUGAUAUAAUUAUCUCUUCUUUGUUGUCCAUUAUAUACAUGUAAAAAUUACGAGUACGUGAAUAUGGGCGCUUCAGCCAGCGUAUUAGUUGGUAGAGAUAUUCCUCGUGCUUCUGUGAGAUAUGUAAUUAUGAGCCCUCUUUUUUGAUUUAUGAAACAGCUUAUUAAUGUAUCUGUUAA
Messenger RNA from Pistacia vera, 1166 nucleotides. RefSeq names its product E3 ubiquitin-protein ligase RMA1H1. The coding region runs from base 209 to 991 and encodes 260 amino acids. Gene Ontology annotation, biological process: ubiquitin-dependent protein catabolic process. Gene Ontology annotation, molecular function: ubiquitin-like protein conjugating enzyme binding; ubiquitin protein ligase activity; metal ion binding. Lineage: Eukaryota; Viridiplantae; Streptophyta; Magnoliopsida; Sapindales; Anacardiaceae. The transcript is spliced from 2 exons. Gene Ontology annotation, cellular component: endoplasmic reticulum. The record is from RefSeq and is a predicted model, not a curated record.